AUGCCACCCGGAUACGGACGCAAUGAGCCCCUGAAGAAAAAUAAGCCCAAGUGGAAAAGUGAAUAUCCUAUGACAGAGGGCCAGCUGUGCAGUAAAAGAGAUGAAUUCUGGGACACGGCCCCAGCUUUUGAUGGCCGUAAAGAGAUCUGGGAUGCACUGAAAGCUGCAGCUGUAGCGAUUGCGUGUAAUGACCAUGAACUGGCGCAGGCUAUUGUAGAUGGAGCCAGCAUCACACUGCCUCAUGGGUCCCUUAUGGAGUGCUAUGAUGAACUGGGGAACCGCUAUCAGCUCCCUGCAUACUGCUUGGCUCCUCCAGUCAACCUGGUGUCCAAGUGCAACGAUCAUAAUGUGUCUGAAAACUCUGAGCUACAGGAGAAGAAGGAGAAGGAGUUCCAGCUGAAGGUGCGUCUCUCCAGCGGAAAAGACCUUCACCUCAGCGCCACGAUGGCCAAUUCCAUUCGUCAGCUGAAAAAACUGCUUCAGAUUCAGGAAGACAUUGAUACUGCCCACCAGCGCUGGUUUUUCUCUGGAAAGCUACUCACGGAUAAAACACGUUUACAAGACACCAAGAUCCAGAAGGACUUUGUAAUACAGGUCAUUGUUAGUCAGCCCAUUGUUCCCAACUAAACACAAAUCUUUGAACUGGGACUCAAUGAACUCAAACCUAUGUUUUCAUUAUAUAAAGUCACUGAUCAGGUGUGAGUUUCAACACUUGUGCUUUUUAAAUAUUAAGCACAAAUAUUUCUUCCAGAAAUGUCUACUUUUUUUAACCUAUGAGGAGCUGAAAAGGUCAAAUAUACAUGCAUAUAAGCAUGUGUAAAACAUUAAUAUAGUUCCACAGCAAUUGAAGAGUAUAGUCACAAGAUUUUGCAA
Messenger RNA from Sinocyclocheilus grahami, 873 nucleotides. Its product is annotated as ubiquitin domain-containing protein 1-like. Lineage: Eukaryota; Metazoa; Chordata; Actinopteri; Cypriniformes; Cyprinidae. The record is from RefSeq and is a predicted model, not a curated record. The coding region runs from base 1 to 627 and encodes 208 amino acids. The transcript is spliced from 3 exons. Gene Ontology annotation, molecular function: protein binding.